CUUACGAUGGAAAGGCUGGUUGUCUAUCUACUGGUUAUUAGCACAGCUGUGAAGGCCAUGAUGUGUCCCAAACGCUGCAUGUGCCAAAAUCUCUCGCCGUCCUUCACCAUCCUCUGCACGAAGACGGGGCUCCUCUUUGUGCCCCCCAGCAUCGACAGGAGGACGGCCGAGCUAAGGCUAAUGGAUAAUUUUAUCACCACGCUUAGGAGAAAGGAUUUCGCAAACAUGACUAAUCUGAUCCAUUUGACGCUGUCGAGGAAUACAAUAAGUCAAAUCAUGCCUUACGCAUUUUUUGAUCUCAAAGGCCUCCACGCCUUGCACUUGGAUAGUAAUAGGCUGACUUACAUCAACGAGGAUCAUUUCAAAGGUUUAAUUAACCUCCGGCAUUUAAUACUGAGUAACAACCAGUUAAGUUAUAUCUCGCCCGGGUCGUUGGAUGACUUUAUCGAGACGAUCGAAGACCUGGAUCUGUCCUACAACAACCUUGUUAAUGUCCCUUGGGAAACCAUCGCCAAGCUUUCCAACGUCAACACGGUCAGUUUGGACCAUAACCUCAUUGAGUUUGUGCCGGAGGGCAUCUUCUCAAACCUUCACAAACUCGCCCGCUUAGACAUGACCUCCAACAAGUUGAAAAAGAUCCCUCCCGACCCUUUGUUUUCCCGAAUUCCGGUGUACGCCAAGUCUAAAGGAUCCCCCCUCUCGUCCCUGGUGCUCAGUUUCGGGGGGAAUCCUUUGCACUGCAACUGCGAGCUGGUGUGGUUGAGACGUCUCACCAGGGAGGACGACCUGGAGACCUGCGCCUCGCCACCCGAAUUGAUGGGCAAAUACUUCUGGUCUAUCAAAGAGGAGGAAUUUGUCUGUGAACCCCCGAUGAUAACGCACCGAACCCCAAAACUGACGGCGACCGAAGGCCAAAGCAUCUCUUUGAAGUGCAAAGCCGUUGGCGAUCCGGAUCCCUACGUUCGCUGGAUCUCGCCCGAUGGGAAGUUGGUCUCUAACACCUCCAGGACGGUUUCUUACGAGAACGGUACUCUGGAUAUUUUGGUUACUUUUUUGACUGACAAGGGGACGUUUACCUGCAUCGCGUCGAACGCGGCGGGAGAGUCAACGGCUCCCGUCGAGCUCCUCGUCGCUCCGUACCCCAACCUCGCCAACAGCACCAACUGUGACAAAGACGCGGAGCCCGGCGCCUCGGAUAUCCUCAUAUCUGCCAAGUCGAGCUUUCCGAACGAAACCAAGGCUCAGCAGGAGAAGGCGGUUGUGGUCGCCGAGUUGACGUCGUCCUCCGCUCUCAUCCAGUGGCCUUCGCAGCAUCACCUCCCCGGGAUUCGAAUGUACCAGAUCCAGUACAACAGCUCAGCGGAUGACAUCCUCGUCUACAGGUAA
Mesitornis unicolor (brown roatelo) is the source of this 1386-nucleotide messenger RNA. Its product is annotated as leucine-rich repeat and fibronectin type III domain-containing protein 1-like protein. The transcript has a single exon. Gene Ontology annotation, molecular function: protein binding. The record is from RefSeq and is a predicted model, not a curated record. Bases 7 to 1386 code for a protein of 459 amino acids. NCBI's taxonomy places the organism in Eukaryota, Metazoa, Chordata, Aves, Mesitornithiformes, Mesitornithidae.